UUUUAUGUAAUUUAUAACCUAUAACUAAGGACUAAAUAUAGGAUGAGUUGGAGCACCCCAGACCCUGCCAGAGAGUUAUUGCAGAGUUAAAUGAUGGAUGGUUGUAUGGAUGGACUGGAGGUACCCCUCAUUUAAUUAGGAUGGGGAUUGGGAUGUGAGAGAGAAAGGAAAGCGCGUGUGACAGUUGUGAGGGCGAGAGAGAUAUGGCGAGGAAAGCAGUUUUGAUCGGAAUCAACUAUCCCGGCACCAAAGCCGAGCUCAAAGGCUGCGUCAAUGACGUCCACAAAAUGCAUCGCUGCCUCAUCGAUCGUUACGGCUUCUCCGAGGAGGACAUCGCCGUCCUCAUCGACACCGACGAUUCAUAUCCGCAGCCCACCGGCCGGAAUAUUCGCAGAGCUCUCUCAGGUCUGGUCCGAGCCGCCCGUCCCGGAGACUACCUUUUCGUCCACUACAGCGGCCAUGGCACUCGCCUCCCGGCCGAGACCGGCGAGGAGGACGACACUGGCUACGAUGAGUGUAUCGUCCCUAGUGAUUUCAACCUCAUCACCGAUGAUGAUUUCAGAGAACUGGUGGACAGCUUGCCAGAAGGCAGCCGAAUAACAGUGGUAUCUGACUCAUGCCAUAGUGGUGGGCUUAUUGAUAGAGCCAAGGAGCAGAUUGGAGAGAGCACGCGCAAUAAUGCAGCUGACGAGGAAGAGGUGGAGGAGGAUGGUGGUGGUGGAUCGUCUGGAUUCGGUUUCAAGAAGUUCUUGCGAAAGACUGUCGAAGACGCCUUUGAGUCCCGUGGCAUUCAGGUCCCAUCAGAAUGGCACCGCCAUCAUCAACCCCACGGCGAGAUUGAGAGAACGAUACUGGUCGAUUCGGAAGAUGGGGAUCAACACCAUGUCAAGAGCAGGUCCUUGCCUCUCUCCACCCUUAUUGACAUUCUCAAGCAAAAGACAGGCAAGGAUGACAUUGAUGUGGGCAAGCUCAGGCCAACUCUUUUCGACGUGUUUGGAGAAGAUGCGAGUCCCAAGGUGAAGAAAUUCAUGAAUGUCAUUUUUAAUAAACUGCAGCAUCAAGGCGGUACUACUGGGGAGGAGGGUGGUGGGUUUUUGGGCAUGGUUGGCGGAUUAGCUGUGGAUUUCCUGAAGUGUAAGCUCGACCAAAACGAUGAAACCUAUGUGAAACCAGCUCUGGAAACACCAGUGGGCAGCAAGCAAGAGGUCUAUGCUGGCACAAGCCAAAGGGCUCUCCCAGACAGUGGCAUUCUCAUCAGUGGCUGCCAAACAGACCAGACAUCAGCAGAUGCUACUCCUUCAGGCAAUCCCCACGAGUCCUACGGUGCACUCAGCAAUGCGAUUCAGAGCAUACUCAAUGAAUCAGACCGACCCGUUUCGAACCAAGAGCUCGUUCUUAAGGCGAGGGACAUAUUGAAAAAGAAAGGGUUCACUCAGCGUCCCGGCCUCUACUGCUCCGACCAUCAUGUCGAUGCUCCUUUCGUGUGCUGAUAGUGUUUUAUUCAAUCGCCAUUUCCGUGAGCAUACUCUAUACAUAUACACGAUUAUGAUGCUUUUACAUUCAAAUUAACUAAGCAGUUGGAUACCAUGUGUUCUUCUUCCAGUGUGUUGGUUAAUAAAGCUUAUGUGUACUCAAAUAUGUGUAUGUAUUGGCGCAUGUUGAUUCUUUGUUAAUACUUGAUUGAACCAAAAAGGAAUUGGGAGUAUGUUUAUUGUUCUGUUGAUUCUAUCCCAUAUGCUUUAGUGUGACU
Cuscuta campestris is the source of this 1750-nucleotide messenger RNA. The record is from the annotation of a GenBank genome assembly. NCBI's taxonomy places the organism in Eukaryota, Viridiplantae, Streptophyta, Magnoliopsida, Solanales, Convolvulaceae.